AUGGACAACACGACUCCAACUCCAACUCCAACUCAAAAUCAAAAUGUGGUCCAGCCCAAGAAGCCGGACCUUAUGCUUCCAGUGGGAAAGAGAAAUUGGGAUCUGGAACAAGAAGGUGAAAUUCAUAGCGUAGCCGCCAGCGGUGCGCUACUAAAGUCUUUACGACAGUCUCGUGAACGCUGGCUUUUCCACACCUUUCCCAAAUUCUCUAGUAAAAGCCGAGGCAACAAGGCAUCAUUGGCUGAUGUUACGCCCCUUAAUCAUACUAUUCAUACGCAAGGGAAAUGCGACCUUGAGAUUGGCCCUCAAAAAUUUGAAGAUACAUCUUUUUUCGCAGUCCAUUAUCUUUCUUCCCCUGCUUCAUUUUCUCAACCAGCAACCUCUCAAAAUACGGUACCCAACACUGCAAGUUGGCAUUCCAAUGUUCCUUACGGGUCCCCAUACACAUACACAAACGCUGCACCUCCUCCAACGUCCAUCCAAUCUAAUAUCUCAUCUCCCCAGGCUCAGCCUGGAACUCCCUUGAACCCUCUCAUGAAUUCACUCACCGCCGAUUCAGUUCCUAACGGGUUGGUUUAUCAAGUCAACUUGGCGGCGUCUACAAACCCAAUUUUAUCCAAUCUUCUUCAACUUGCAGCUGCACGUCGUGCAACCCCCGAUCAACUUCAGACCCUUGGUCUUCUCAUCCAGUCUCUUCCCAACAUUGAGUCUUCACUUGCUGCUUGCGAUGUACCUCCUGCCGCUGAACCCUUACCUCCGCCUACCAAUUCCAAUCAUUAUCGAGCACAACCUCCUGCGAAAGAUUUUGACCUAAUACUUGAAUACCGCGAAACGCCAAACGAACGGUGGAUUAUACCUAGAGGAUGUUAUCCUGUCGCGGUCAAGUCCGGUUCAGAUAUUUUGCUAACAGUCUGUGUAGUAGGAAAACAAGAGACCCCUUCCAUACCUUUAAGCCGAGUGGUUCAAGAUCCCGAAUCGCCUGACAAUUAUGACCGCCCUGUUACCAUCACCCUUAAGAAUGCGCCUUCUAAUCUUUGGGAUACAAUCAUGCGAUGGAUAGGAGGACACGAGAAAAUGGAACUCAACAAAAAAUACCAAGAUAGCUUGACACCCCCGCAAAGAUUAUUCCUCGGAUUGCAACUCUCUUCCAACGAAUCUGUCCUAGCUCAGCUUCAAGCGGCCUCAACUCAACCUUUCUCCAUGAAAACGUUGAAACAAGGACCAACAACACAUUCCCGUCGGCCUGGUCGUGCUAAAGCCGGAAACACCCAGCGACGAACUACUGCAACUCACCAAAAACCUGGAAGCCAACCUUCUGAGGCGGCAGCCAAAAAAAGUCGUAUUAUGCAGGCCAGGUUUCCACCCUCAACACCGAUACAAUGCUUAUCCUGUAAACAAGGCGACGUUCCUCUUCUUCUGGGUGGAAGGUAUUGUCGCACAUGUGUUGAGUCUGGAAAAUGGAAGAGUGAUUUGGCCCAGUCCAUAACUCCGGUACAAUUUGUUCAGUCACAUCUACAGUCUCUACAGCCGACGAUGCCUGUGACUCCUGCUGCACCAGUAACACAAGAUACUUAA
This is a messenger RNA of Psilocybe cubensis, 1575 nucleotides long. RefSeq lists its product as uncharacterized. The record is from RefSeq and is a predicted model, not a curated record. The transcript has 6 exons. The coding region runs from base 1 to 1575 and encodes 524 amino acids. NCBI's taxonomy places the organism in Eukaryota, Fungi, Basidiomycota, Agaricomycetes, Agaricales, Agrocybaceae.